AGCGAGAAACUUUUCCAAUUUGGUGAGAAUCCAUUCCCUCACGAAAGUAACUCACAUUAAUAAUUAUUACACGGUUCAAAGAACUUGCGUGCUUCAUUAUCGAUUCCCUCGCAUUAAUUACCCUAUACUCUGUUAGGUACUUGACACUAUAAAUGUCUCCUUCCCCACUACGCGUAACCUACCCGCUACGCAAUCGGCGACACUCAUGGGACAACAAUCCAACGAUCUCUGGGAGGGUAAACUCACCGUCGAGCUAACCACCACCGCACCGGAACAAGCAUGGCCAGCUUUAGAGGAUUUCUGCAACCUACACAAAUGGAUCCCAAUAAAUACAUGUUACUAUCUUGAAGGUGUUGAAGGACAGCCUGGUUUAAUUCGAUACUGUUCUUCAGAGGUUGUUGAAGAUGCUGCUGCGGUUGAGUCUGAGACGACGGUGAAGUGGGCGAAAGAGAAGCUGUUGGCUAUGGAUCCUGUACGACGGUGUUUGUCGUAUGAAAUUGGUGAAAACAACAUGGGGUUUAAGUCUUAUGUGGCGACGAUGAAGGUAAUUCCGGUGGACGGCGAAGGUGAAAGUGUUGGGUGUUUGAUUGAAUGGGGGUUUGUUUGUGAUCCGGUGGAAGGUUGGAGUAUUCAAGAUUUUAGCUCUUAUAUUGAGUACUGUCUUCAGUUCAUGGCUAACAAGAUUGAGGUUGAAGCCUCUCUAACUGGUUAGAGUUAAUUGAGAAAUAUGAAAGAUGAUAUGGUGAUGUUAGAAUUUAGAAUAAAUUGGGUUUUUUUUAUGUGUUUUGUUCUUCAUGAACUAAAACAUAUGUGGCUAAUGGGUUUCAAGUUUUUUACCAUCUUUUGUUGUUAUCACUUUGUAAUGUUUAAUAAACUUAAAAUGUUUGACUA
This is a messenger RNA of Lathyrus oleraceus (garden pea), 891 nucleotides long. Its product is annotated as lachrymatory-factor synthase. Lineage: Eukaryota; Viridiplantae; Streptophyta; Magnoliopsida; Fabales; Fabaceae. The record is from RefSeq and is a predicted model, not a curated record. The transcript has a single exon. Bases 206 to 712 code for a protein of 168 amino acids.